Molecule: messenger RNA, 1513 nt
Organism: Daphnia carinata
Lineage: Eukaryota; Metazoa; Arthropoda; Branchiopoda; Diplostraca; Daphniidae
Product: cilia- and flagella-associated protein 418-like
Exons: 4
Coding region: 304-1197 (297 amino acids)
Cellular component (GO): cytosol
Source: RefSeq, a predicted model, not a curated record
CAGUGUGAAAACAAACCGAUAUAAAUCUUGGUCUCUUAGUGAAGAGUAGAGCUUAGAUUUGAUCAGUGCUUAAUCUCAGUUGUCUUUCGUGGAUGCUUCAAUUCAAUAGUUUUACAGUAAGUGAGGUAGAAAAAUUCAAGAAAUACACAACAUCUAAAUAGUUGUGUUGGUGUUAACGAAUCACUGAAAUCUAUUUAUAGAUUCUCAGACAGAACAAUUUUCGUGACAUUCAAAAUGGUGGACUAGAUUGCCAGUCAUUUGCUUCAUUUGACAAAUAGAUCGAUUGGAUAGAAUUAAAAAGACAUGGCCGACGAUAUUGAGGAUUUGCUUCGUGAAGUGGAAGAGAAAUAUUUGCCACGCCCCUUUCAUUCGCAGCAGGUUAAACAUUCUAAACAACCAAUUCAGCCGACAACAAGUGCAAUUACCUCAGAAACUCAUGGAGACAAAGACAAUCAAUCGGCCCCGAUAGCAGUCGGGGUAACCGGGGCAACCGGGGCAAGCAGAACUACAACAAGGGCUCAUUCGUCCGACAUUGUCUGUCGCGAACUGGAAGAUGAACUUUCCGAUUUGCUGGAUGAAGCCGGUGGAAUGUCUGAUGCGGCCACGGUUGGAUUGCGAUGCAAACGCAGUCCUCGACGAAGUGCCAGUGCCAGGGAAUUGGUUGGUACAAAACCAAUCACCGGUGAUCGUCUGGCUUCCACCGACAAACGUCACGACUUUGCUAGUAGUAACAAAAGCGGUGCAGGUGGAUUUUCAUUGGGAAACAAAGCAAUGCUGACGGGGAUCCGUUCCGCCCCGCCAUUCGUUCAUCAUCACAGCAACGUAGAAACGCGUACAACUCACGUUACCAUCGAUGCCGUCGUAGUUGAAAAACAAAAAUGUUUUCCCAUCUACGUGAGUGGCGUCAUUGACAGCAUAGACACCAGCCACACUGUUAGAGUAUGUACCAGUCUCAGAUGCACGGGCUGUGAUUUCCGAGUCAGCCAAUUUGCACAUUACCGAUGGAGACCUGGUACGGACUACCUUUUCUUGCGCAACCACAUGCCGGAAUUCGAUCGAGUGCGCGUCAAACUAGCCGCAGCCAAAUUUUGUCGCGCUUAUGCUUGCCAAUGCAAAUUCGUCACUGUUAAAGAUCUGGUUGAUCUCAACAAACUUGGCCAUGAGUUUGCUUCAACUUGGAUCUGCCUUGGACAUUAAAUCCCUCUCACCUUCUCUUUGUGUCUAUUCUAUUCUUUAGCUCGUCUACAAAUUAUUCGAUGGCAAAUGAUGUAAUCACGCCUUACGAUAAAACUCUGCAUUUGACUGAAACGUUGAACGUUUUUAGCUGGGUAAUAGCAUCGUAGCAAAUCAUGUAGAUUUCCGCGCACUGUCAAAGUGUCGUCUGCAAAUCAAGUUAUCGCUGUGAUUGUUCGUUUUCACACUAGAGGGCAUCACGUAACAUCACUGGCUGUCGUCUGCAAAUCAAGCCGAUGUGAAUGUUCCUAUUCACACUAGAAGGCAUCACGUAGCAUCC